Gadus macrocephalus (Pacific cod) is the source of this 1699-nucleotide messenger RNA. RefSeq names its product solute carrier family 38 member 8a (gene slc38a8a). The record is from RefSeq and is a predicted model, not a curated record. Gene Ontology annotation, biological process: amino acid transmembrane transport. Lineage: Eukaryota; Metazoa; Chordata; Actinopteri; Gadiformes; Gadidae. Bases 150 to 1490 code for a protein of 446 amino acids. Gene Ontology annotation, molecular function: amino acid transmembrane transporter activity. The transcript has 10 exons.
CGCCUACAGCCCCUCCCUUCUCAUCGCAUCAGGUCACCUGUCUUAAGGAGAGGGCAGGCCGAUGUGAGCACGGCGUUCGACACCUGAGCAGCAAAGGUUUGCGCCAAGAAGUUCGUAAUUAGGCCGCGAGCGUGUCCAGCCGUUGAAGCAUGGAGGAGUUGGCUCGAGAGAGCAUUAGCUUACUGACAUCUGUUUCAGCCAAGCCCGCGCUCACCGUGGACGGUCCUCGGCUCGGUUCGUUGGGGGCCAUUUGUAUCAUGCUGAAAUCUGCCCUGGGCGCCGGGCUGCUGAAUUUCCCCUGGGCCUUCGAGAGAGCUGGUGGGAUCCGAAUCGCCAUCACCGUUGAGCUGGUCUCUCUGGUGUUCCUGAUCAGCGGCCUCAUCAUACUGGGCUACUCGUCUGCCAUCAGCGGCCAGUGCACCUACCAGGGGGUGGUCAAGGGGCUGUGUGGGCCCUCCAUCGGCCAGCUCUGCGAGAUAUGCUUCAUUUUCAACCUCUUCAUCAUCUCUGUUGCCUUUCUGGUCAUAGUGGAUGAUCAGCUGGAGAAAUUGUGUCUGUCCGUAUACGAGCUGGUGAGUGAUCUGCCAGAGUCGGAGAUGCCACACCACUGGUACACGGACCAGCGCUUUGUCCUCCUUCUGCUGUGCCUCUUCCUCCUCCUCCCUCUGUCCUUGUCAAAGGAGAUCAGCAUCCUCAAGUACAUCAGUGUGCUCGGUACGCUGGCAGCCAGCUACCUGACCACCGCCAUCAUAAUCAAGUACCACACCAUGCCUCCCCCACUCGUCCACAGCAGCCCCCCCGACAACGGCGGAAUAAAAUCCUGGGCGUCAAUGCUGAGUGUUAUCCCAACCAUCUGCUUUGGUUUUCAAUGUCAUGAGGCUUCCAUUGCGAUCUUUAGCAGCAUGAAGAACCAGAAGCUAUCCCAUUGGGUCUUCAUCUCUGUGGUCUCAAUGAUCAUCUGCCUCCUCAUCUACACUCUAACUGGAAUUUAUGGAUUCCUUACCUUUGGCCCGGCGGUGAAACCAGACAUUCUGAUGUCCUACAACGGGGACGACAUGCUUAUGGUCAUCGCCAGGCUGCUGUUUGGAAUCUCCAUCCUCACCAUCUAUCCCAUAAUUCUACUUCUCGGCAGGUCUGUGAUGCAGGACCCCAUACUGAAGUGGUGGGCGGGUCGUGACGGCUCGGUGCCAGAGACGGUUGAGGUCCGCAGCCGCUGCGUCCUGUCUUUCCUGUGGAUCGCGCUCACCCUCCUCAUCGCCAUGUUUGUCCCGGACAUCAGCAAGAUAAUCAGCGUCAUCGGCGGGGUCAGCGCCGCCUUCAUCUUCAUCUUCCCCGGUCUGUGUUUGAUAUGUGCCAUGCAGUCGGAGCCCGUGUCCUUCAAGACCAGAGUUGUUCUCACUACAUGGGGUGUGAUAACCUUGCUGUGUGGAGCCUUCAUCUUUGGCCAAAGCACCACUGUUGCCGUCAUGCAAAUCCUUGGCAGGAUCUAGGACUUUACCUCUGCAAUUUACCUUGUGAUGGACAUGUUCGUGGCUAGGUCUUGGAUUCAGUUUUCCUCUUGCAUUUGAGGGCUAAGGACACACGCAGGAACCAUUUUCAUUGGAAUCUGGGAAUUUGGACAUCAUUGUGCAAUGUGGUGCCAAAUGUGUAGCGGCUACAAAUGUAUUGAUUUAUUUGAUUAAACAAUGUCCCACAGUCA